AUGGCAACUACAGACGCCGAAGCCCGGUCCCACAGUCCCCGGGAGUGCCGUCUUGGGCUGGAGGCUCGCGGCCCCGCUGCUGCCACCUUCUGGGUCGCGAUGGACUUGCCGGCGGCCGAGGGUUGCCGGAAGAUUAUUGAACACAUUGAAGCUGCGAUUGAACAAUUUCAAUUCAGCAGCAGACUUGCUAUUUCAGAUGACUUGAGGAUUGGCUUUUUCAGCACUGACUCUGCUACCCAGACAGAAGUCAGUGAAAUCUUAACAAUUAAGGAACUGACUUUAUCUACACGAAAUCUAGUCAAGAUCGUCAAAUCCCUUCAGGUGGAUUUUACCUUUCUCAAGCAACUGCUUCAAUUGCAGUUUGAAGACCGACUCAAAGAGGAAUCCUCGCAUAUCUUCUCAAUUUUAAGUGACAGGAUUCAAACCCUUGAACAAGAGCGUUACCAGAAUGAGGACGUUUUACGAAUGUGCUACAAACAACAGUUGUCUGAUGCUAUCGCUGUCAUCAAAGCAAUGUACAAGGUGAUAGAAGAAGGGUGA
This is a messenger RNA of Suncus etruscus (white-toothed pygmy shrew), 540 nucleotides long. It is a transcript of the gene C7H10orf67, whose product is annotated as chromosome 7 C10orf67 homolog. The record is from RefSeq and is a predicted model, not a curated record. The transcript is spliced from 5 exons. Bases 1 to 540 code for a protein of 179 amino acids. Lineage: Eukaryota; Metazoa; Chordata; Mammalia; Eulipotyphla; Soricidae.